UACCUUUCCAUUUCCACCCAUUAGGAAAUUUCCCUUAUGGGCAAAAAUUCUAACCGGUAGGAAAAGUUGUCCACAUUACAAGAUCUAAGGAAUAAGACCCCUUCCCAUACACAAAUGAAAGCAAGGUUAGAUGAACAAAGAAUUCACAAAAAACCAAAGCCUAAAUGGAAGGGGAAAUCAAGAACUUAGUCAAGGUAUGGCUUUCAAUUCUAUCAUCUCUUUGCUAUUGCUAUUUUUUAGCCUCAAAGAUCCCUAAAGGCAAGCGUAGGCUCCUUUCUCUUCUUCCAAUUUUGUUCCUCUUCACCAUCCUUCCUUUCUACCUCACUUAUGUCUUCCCCAUAGGCCUAGUUGCUUUGUUCUUCUCUUGGUUAGGCAACUUCAAGCUCCUUCUCUUUGCCUUUGAUAAAGGGCCACUUUCAUCUCAUCCACCAUAUUCCCUCGUCCAUUUUAUCCUCAUAGCUUCUCUGCCUAUAAAAAUCAAGGAAAAUAAAAAAUACCCAUCUCCCCAAAUUCCCCAAUCACCUCAAAUUUCAUCUCCAAAACAUCCUAAAUUGCCUCUAAAUUGGCCAACCAAAGUGUUGCUUUUUGCCAUUUUGGUUAGUGCGCAUGAUCAUAUGCAAUUCAUGCACCAAAAGAUUGUAUUGCUUCUUUAUUGUUGCAUGGUGUACUUAUUGAUAGACAUAAUUUUUGGUAUAUCCAAUGGUCUAGUACGUUCCGUCUCAGAAUUUGAACUCGAAUCACCGUCCAAUGAACCUUAUCUUUCAACAUCAUUGCAAGAUUUUUGGGGUAAGAGAUGGAACCUCAUGGUAACAAAUCUUCUACGCCACACCAUAUACAAACCCGUUAGGUUAUUUUCGGACAACUUGUUAGGUUCCAAGUGGGCUCCACUCGCGGCUGUGCUGGUGGCUUUCCUUGUUUCUGGUCUAAUGCAUGAGCUCUUGUUCUACUAUAUCAUACGAGUGAGUCCCACGUGGGAGGUAACAUGGUAUUUUUUGUUGCAUGGGGCAUGUGUGGUCAUGGAGUUCGGGGUGAAAAGGGUGUUUUCCGGCAAGCUUCAGCUGCAUUGGGCGGUGUCAGCGCUGUUAACGGUAGGGUUCGUGGUGGCCACCGCCAUGUGGUUGUUUUUUCCACCCUUGCUAAGGACUGGUGUGGUACAAAGAGCCAUUGAAGAGUGCAAAAUCUUGUUAUACUUUGCAAAGGUUUUAUUAAAAGUGAAAUAUGAUUAAUUGUAGUUAGAUUACUUAGGCAAAUAUUUUUUUAUUUUUAUUGUUAUUUUUUUGUAAUUGAGAGAUUUCUUUUAUUGAAAAUGCAAUAUGUGAAAGGAUAUGAUAUUUUUG
Messenger RNA from Durio zibethinus, 1337 nucleotides. The record is from RefSeq and is a predicted model, not a curated record. Lineage: Eukaryota; Viridiplantae; Streptophyta; Magnoliopsida; Malvales; Malvaceae.